AGGAGGAGGAGGAGGAGGAGGAGGAGCUGUUCCCAGCAGGAUGCGAUGGGGAACUGCUGGGCGCAGUGGUGCUGCGGGCUGUUCUUCCGGAGGGACGCGGGCCGGCUGCAGCGCGGCGGAGGAUCCAAGUAUUUUAGAACGUGUUCAACAGGAGAACACUUCACCAUAGAGUUUGAGAACCUCGUGGAAAGUGAUGAGGGAGAAAGCCCAGGAAGCAGUCACAGACCUCUGACCGAGGAAGAAAUUGCUGACUUGAAAGAGAGACACUACGACUCCAUUGCUGAAAAGCAGAGAGUUGUUGACCUGAAGCUUCAGUCAGAGUUAGCCUUACAAGAGGAGAAGUUAAGACUAGAAGAGGAGGCUUUAUAUGCUGCACAACGUGAAGCAGCCAGGGCAGCAAAGCAGAAAAAGCUCUUGGAGCAACGUAGGCAGCAAAGGAUAACUCAGAGAGCACAUGCUGUAAAUAAUGGAGAGUUUCAGAGCUCUGUGGCAGAGGAGGAUCUCGAUCCUUUCUUAAGGAACACAAAAUUCCAGUACGAAGCUUUUCGAAGCAGCAGGCUUUCCUCUGAUGCCACAGUGCUGACACCCAACACAGAGAGCAGCUGCGACUUAAUGACCAAAACCAAGUCAGUGAGUGGGAACGACGACAGCACCUCCUUAGAUUUAGAGUGGGAAGAUGAGGAAGGUAUUUAUGACUCCAGUUUCAUUCUGAAUGUAUAA
Molecule: messenger RNA, 720 nt
Organism: Manacus vitellinus (golden-collared manakin)
Lineage: Eukaryota; Metazoa; Chordata; Aves; Passeriformes; Pipridae
Gene: AP1AR
Product: adaptor related protein complex 1 associated regulatory protein
Exons: 9
Coding region: 46-720 (224 amino acids)
Biological process (GO): negative regulation of cell motility; regulation of Arp2/3 complex-mediated actin nucleation; negative regulation of substrate adhesion-dependent cell spreading
Molecular function (GO): AP-1 adaptor complex binding
Source: RefSeq, a predicted model, not a curated record